Leguminivora glycinivorella is the source of this 2153-nucleotide messenger RNA. RefSeq names its product atlastin-like. Lineage: Eukaryota; Metazoa; Arthropoda; Insecta; Lepidoptera; Tortricidae. The record is from RefSeq and is a predicted model, not a curated record. Bases 141 to 1712 code for a protein of 523 amino acids. The transcript is spliced from 11 exons. Gene Ontology annotation, molecular function: GTPase activity; GTP binding. Gene Ontology annotation, biological process: endoplasmic reticulum organization; protein homooligomerization.
GACCUUACGCCAGUCUCACUCGCCGCGCCGCGCCCGACGGUCGGCACUCGGCACGCACGCUAAACACAUAUUAAACAACAUUGAACUUUAGAAAAUGCCCACCUGCUGCUGAUUUACUUUUUUGUGUUCAACUUUUUACAAUGGCCAACAAAAUCGAAUCACUAGAGUCGGGGCGCGGGAUCCAGGUUGUGUCCCCAGGCCCCGAACAUUCCUUCGAGCUGGAGCUAGAUGCCCUCUCCGCCUUACUGCUGCGGGAUGACAUCAAGGAACGGCCCGUGGUGGUCGUAUCCGUGGCCGGCGCCUUUAGGAAGGGGAAGAGCUUCCUGCUCGACUUCUUCCUUAGAUAUCUACACCACAAGUACAACCUUGGGGACAGUGGUGACUGGAUGGGCGCAGAGGACGAGCCCCUGCAGGGCUUCAGCUGGCGCGGCGGCUCCGAGCGAGACACCACCGGCCUGCUGCUCUGGUCGCAGCCUUUCAAGGCCACUCUCAGCAAUGGAGAAAAGGUGGUGAUCCUGCUAAUGGACACGCAAGGUACAUUCGACAGCGACUCCACAGUCCGCGACAAUGCCACAAUCUUCGCGCUGUCCACUAUGCUGUCUUCCGUGCAGAUCUACAACCUGUCGCAAAACAUCGAGGAAGAUGAUCUGCAACAUUUGCAGCUGUUCACGGAGUACGGGCGCCUAGCAGCGCAGAGCAGCGUGGGCAAGCCCUUCCAGCGGCUGCAGCUGCUAGUCCGCGACUGGAGCUUCCCGUACGACCACCCGUACGGCGCCGUCGGCGGGAAGCAACUGCUGGACAAGCGGCUUGAGGUUCACGAAGGGCAGCACGAAGAGCUGCAAGCCCUGCGGCGCCACGUGGCCUCCUGCUUCGACCAGCUGGCCUGCUUCCUCAUGCCGCACCCUGGUCUCACCGUGGCCACUAACCCUAACUUUAAUGGAAAACUCGCAGAUAUCAACCCCGAGUUCAAGGACUUCCUCCGUCAGCUGGUGCAAUCGCUUCUAUCCCCCGAUGCUUUACUUCCCAAGACCAUCCAAGGCCAGCCGGUGCGAGCACGCGACCUGCUUCUCUACUUCAAGGCUUACAUCAAUGUGUUCAACGGCACCGAAUUGCCGGAACCUAAGACUAUCCUCGAGGCCACCGCGGAAGCGAACAAUCUGUCGGCCGUGGCGGAGGCUCGAGAAGUGUACGACACCGUGAUGGAGGACGUGUGCGGCGGCGCCCGGCCCUACUCGCCUCCUCGGAGGCUGGACGAGGAGCACCGGCGCGCGCGCGACAAGGCGCUGCACGCCUUCCACGCCAAGCGGAAAAUGGGAGGGGACGAGUUGGCUAGCACUUAUGAAGCGCAGCUGAUUAAGGAACUAGAAGAGCAAUACCAACAACUAAAAGCACACAACGAGGGCAAGAACAUCUUCAAGCUAGCGGGCACGCCGGCGGUAUUCGCGACGCUGGCCAUCCUCGGGUACCUGCUGAGCGUGGUCGGCGGCGCUGUGGGAGUUCAGACCAUUGUGGCGGUGGGGCAGGCAGUAGCUUUGGCGUCGCUGACACUGUUGGCUGUUUGGGCGUAUACCAGAAUAACGGGUAAUAUGCGCGAAGUAGGCAUUCAGCUCGACGAAAUAGCAGACUCCUUGCGAGAACACGCGACGCGGCAGGCGUGGGACUCGGUGGGCGCGCGCGCGGCGGCGGCGGGCUUGGACGACAAGAGGCGCUAGUCGACUCCAGUCUCUCUUCUUGAAGCCGUACGCUUUCUACAAUGUGUUCUUAGCAUCGAUUCUUUAGUAUACGACGCAGAUAAUUGGAGUGACUCAGGUACUUUAAAUUAUCAGAAUACGCACUGUAGGGACUAAUACAAUAGAGGCGCGUUCUGAUAUUUGUGAGUACCAUUAUUUGCUUCAAUAUAUCUAAUGGAGUGUGAAGUGGUGUUAUGGUGCUAUAAUGAUUGUUUGAUGAUAUCUACUGACCAAUGUUUAAUAAAAGUUUAAGUUUUACGUAUGUUUGAGUACAUCUUUCGAAUGUCCUUCUGUAACAAUGUGAACAAAUUUGAAAGGAAUGGAUAAUAAAAUACAGAGUGGGGCCUGUAACAAAGGCGAAGAAUUGAACUGUAGGCUAUUCUCCUUAUACUGAUCAACAUUUGUUCAGCGACUUUUAAAAAU